Messenger RNA from Cercopithifilaria johnstoni, 951 nucleotides. The record is from the annotation of a GenBank genome assembly. Lineage: Eukaryota; Metazoa; Nematoda; Chromadorea; Rhabditida; Onchocercidae.
AUGCAGGGAGUCUCGACAGAACGACAACUCGAGCCAAAUAUUAUUAUGUCAGCUCCCAAAAUUAGUACAGUUGUUACGACAUUAACACCACAAAUACGAUUAUCUAAUUUACAUUUUUCUACCCACAACUCAACGGAGGAAUCAGGACAAGAUGAAAUUGAUGGUAGUCUCAGCCGUGUCCCUUAUCCAGAAGUAACAUCCGUGAAUAAGUCCACUUCUGCAUCUAUAGAGAAAAAUGUAAACACAGCACAAACAGUUUCAUCAAAAUAUGUCGCUGGAGCAACUUAUGCUUACCAGCCCGGAAAAACUUAUCGAGCAAAGCGCGUUUUUAAGGUUAUCAUAUUAGGUAAUGCUGGAGUUGGGAAAACUUGUCUUAGUUUUCGUUUCUGUAAUGGGAGAUUUCCGGCUCAAACGGAAGCAACGAUAGGAGUGGAUUUUCGAGAACGCUCUGUUGCCAUUGAUGGUGAACUGAUAAGGGUUCAACUAUGGGAUACAGCUGGACAGGAACGUUAUCGACAGUCCAUUGUAUCACAUUAUUAUCGGAAUGUGAAUGCCGUUGUAUUCGUUUAUGAUGUAUGUAAUCCGUCAUCGUUUCAUUCACUGAAUGACUGGAUCAGUGAGUGCCGCAAACACUCGGUUUCAUCGACAAACGAUACGCCGCAUAUACUAAUCGGAAAUAAAUGUGACCUGAUGCUGGAAAAUAGAGUUAAAACUGAUGUUGCUCAGAUGUUCGCCGAUCAAAAUGAUAUGGCAUUAUUUGAGACUUCAGCAUUGGCAGAUACGGAAGCGGAUCAUGUUGAAUCAAUUUUUAUGACAUUGGUGCAUAAAUUGCAACAGAGUAAGCCAAUGCAUGUUCAAACCGAUGAAGAAAGGGCCCGGAAAGAGCAAAGAUUAUUAGUGAAAGCUGGCGAUGCUAUUGCAGAAACUAGUGGUAAAGGAUGGUGCUGCUGA